Molecule: messenger RNA, 2285 nt
Organism: Alnus glutinosa
Lineage: Eukaryota; Viridiplantae; Streptophyta; Magnoliopsida; Fagales; Betulaceae
Exons: 7
Coding region: 673-2193 (506 amino acids)
Biological process (GO): mRNA 3'-end processing
Cellular component (GO): RNA polymerase II, holoenzyme
Molecular function (GO): RNA polymerase II complex binding
Source: RefSeq, a predicted model, not a curated record
UAACAAAAAUUUGGGCAAGUACCGGCAACUAUUGGUCGCACUGUUCAUCUGGACAAAUCUCUCUUUUCUCCUGGUUUGCGCCAACAGGCUAGGCCCGAAAUUGAACCCGGAGCUAAAUCCUCUCCCCCUUACCUCUCUUUCUGCAACUCUCUGACACUCCCUUCUCUCAACUGAGACCUCUCAAUUCCGUUCGAAACGUUUCUCUUUGUUUCUUCUCUACACAGAAAGGAACCGUUUUUAGGGUUUAUUGUAACUCCUCUCAUAUCCAACGGACAAGUCCUUCCCUCUCCGUUACCGUCUAAUUCCCUUGAUUUGCUCAAACGCUGUCGUUUCAAACUUUCAAUCGGUCUCUUUCUCCUGCACUGGUUUUCGUAUUCUGGCUCAUUUCCUUCACCAAUUCGCUGUCCAAUUCGUUCUACUCCUGUCUUCAUUUGCUCUAAUUCCACCAAACGCCGCCGUUUCUUCCAAUUCAAGCUUUUAGCUCAAACUUUUAACGAGUUUUAGGGUUUAAAGCUCAGAACUUUGGCUAGCGUGCCUGAAUACAAGCAGGGCGCCUGAGAUUUUGAGUUUGAGUUCUUUUGGAGUAUUUUUCGUGAGUGAAGUGGUUUAGGGUUUUUUCUAAAAUUUUUGUGUUGGGGGGAGGGUGUAAGAGAGGCAUUGGUUUGAGGUGGGAUGAAUAGUGUUUUCAGUGAGCAGAUUCUUGCAGAUAAGCUCUCCAAGCUCAACAGCACCCAGCAGUGCAUUGAAACUUUGUCACAUUGGUGUAUAUUUCACCGGAGCAAAGCAGAACUGGUUGUUGCAACAUGGGAUAAACAGUUCCACAGUUCUCAGAUGGUUCAGAAAGUUCCCCUUUUGUACCUUGCAAACGACAUUCUACAGAAUAGCAAGCGCAAAGGAAAUGAAUUUGUUGCCGAGUUUUGGAAGGUUCUCCCUGCUGCGCUCAAAGAUGUUAUUGAGAAAGGAGAUGAUCAUGGAAAAAAUGUGGUCUCUAGAUUGGUUGCUAUAUGGGAAGAAAGAAGAGUAUUUGGGUCCCGUGCACGGAGCCUUAAAGAUGUAAUGCUUGGAGAAGAAGUGCCUCAACCAUUGGAGUUAAGCAAAAAGCGUUCACGAUCAGUCAGAAUUGUAAAAAGGGAUUCACGCUCUAUUAGGACGAAAUUGUCUAUCGGAGGUACAGCGGAAAAGAUAGUGUCGGCGUUUCACUUGGUACUGAGCGAACAUCCCAAUGAAGAUGCAGAAAUGAGUAAAUGCAAGUCUGCAGUUUACCGGGUGAGGAAGAUGGAGAAAGAUGUCGAUAUUGCCUGUGCUAAUGCAAAUGAUCCAAAGCGAAAAACUCUGUCCAAAGAACUGGAGGAGGAGGAAAAUAUUUUGAAACAGUGUAUUGAAAAACUUAAUUCUGUUGAAGCAAGUAGAGUAGCGCUUGUAUCUCAGUUAAAAGAAGCCCUGAAUGAACAGGAAUCUGAACUGGAGAAUGUCCGAACUCAGAUGCAGGUAGCUCAGGCACAGGCAGAGGAAGCCAGCAACAUGCGGAAGUGGCUUGACGAUGAAGAUUAUGUAUCGAAACCAUCUGCAAGCACUCCACCAAUUGAUACAAAUGCAAAGGGACAGACACCUAGGAAGUCAACUGCAGCCAUUGCAGCAGAGGUUGCAGACAAGCUUGCAGCUUCGAGCUCCUCUCAACUGAUUAUGACUUCUGUUCUCUCUACAUUUGCAGCUCAAGAGGCAAAGAAUGCCGGUCUAGUAAAGGGCUCCACACCAUCAAAUCCACUUGAUUCAAUGGGGAAACCUGAAAAGUCUAUGCCUGUCUCAGAUCCUAAUGCUUUCAUGUCAGCACAGUCAUUUACUGCACCACCAAACCAUUCGUAUCAAUCAGUUUUGGUUCCGCAAUCAACAAUGCAGAACCAAGUCCCAACCUCUCAAGCUCAAUAUCAUAUAAUCCCGAAUCCAUCCUCCCAACAGUAUUUGCAGGCAUCAGGAGGAAUCAUGACCCCAUAUGGUUAUAAUAGCAUGGGACCCCUACCGCCAGGACCGCCACCUCCACCACCCCAUAUGGUCAGCCCUAUGGGGCCUUUGACUUUGCAAGUAACUCAGCAGCAAACAAUACCCUUAACACAGCAACCCCCAGCACCUCCUAGUUUCCGGCCACUUCAGCCGCCCGGAAUGUUAUUCUAUGGUAAUCCUCACCAUUCUCAGUGAAAAAGUCAAUUGAGCUAGGUAGACAGGUAAUCAUGUGACUCUUGGUUUCACUCGCAUUUUUUGGGAGAAUUUGGAAAUUUUGUUUGCUCAAA